AUGGCCGCUUCGUACCCGCCGCUCGCCGAGCGCGAGAUCAAGAACACCAUCUGCCUGUUCGAUGUCGACGGCACGCUCACGCCGGCGCGGUUGUCCGCCUCCCCCGAGAUGCUCGACCUCCUCGCGCGGCUCCGCCAAAAAGUCGCCAUCGGCUUCGUGGGCGGCAGCGACCUGGCCAAGCAGCAGGAGCAGCUGGGCAGCGCGGACGUCAACGUGACGUCGCUGUUCGACUUCUGCUUCGCCGAGAACGGGCUGACGGCGUUCCGGCUGGGCGAGCCGCUGCCGUCCAACAGCUUCAUCCGCUGGAUCGGCGAGGAGCAGUACAAGGAGCUGGUCCGCUUCAUCCUGCACUACCUGGCCGACCUCGAGAUCCCCAUCAAGCGCGGCACCUUCGUCGAGUUCCGCAACGGCAUGAUCAACGUGUCGCCCAUCGGCCGCAACGCGUCGGUGCAGGAGCGCCUCGAGUUCGAGGCGUACGACAAGCAGCACGGCGUGCGCAAGGCCUUUGUCGAGAAGCUGCGGGAGCGGUUCGGCCACCUGGGGCUGACCUUCGCAAUCGGCGGCCAAAUCUCCUUCGACGUGUUCCCGAACGGCUGGGACAAGACGUACUGCCUGCAGCACGUGGAGAACGAGGCGAAGCGGCCGGACGGCGUGCGCUACACGACGAUCCACUUCUUCGGCGACAAGACGUUCGAGGGCGGCAACGACUACGAGAUCUACACCGACAGCCGGACCAUCGGGCACUCGGUCACGGGGCCCGAGGACACCAUGGCCCAGCUCAAGAAGCUGUUCGAUCUGGAGUAA
This is a messenger RNA of Thermothielavioides terrestris NRRL 8126, 804 nucleotides long. RefSeq lists its product as uncharacterized. Gene Ontology annotation, cellular component: cytosol. The record is from RefSeq and is a predicted model, not a curated record. The coding region runs from base 1 to 804 and encodes 267 amino acids. The transcript is spliced from 3 exons. NCBI's taxonomy places the organism in Eukaryota, Fungi, Ascomycota, Sordariomycetes, Sordariales, Chaetomiaceae. Gene Ontology annotation, biological process: protein N-linked glycosylation; mannose metabolic process; GDP-mannose biosynthetic process. Gene Ontology annotation, molecular function: phosphomannomutase activity.